Adineta steineri is the source of this 2259-nucleotide messenger RNA. The record is from the annotation of a GenBank genome assembly. Lineage: Eukaryota; Metazoa; Rotifera; Eurotatoria; Adinetida; Adinetidae.
AUGUCAGACAUAGUUGACAUUCUUGAUUCGACCACUAAUAACGAUUCGAUUAAUUUAAAUCUCGAUGAUGAUUCAGAUGAAAGCGGUGAAACACCAUUUCAACGUCUUAUUCGUCUCUAUGCGUCACAAUCGAAUUAUAAUGACAGAAAAAAUGCAGUUAAAUAUAUCUUAGAUGCACUUCGUUUUGUAAAUGAUGUUGAAAGUUUAUAUCAAAUCUUAUCAUGUACAAAAAAAUUAGCUGAUGAUAUUGUAAUUCAAGUUCAAAUUGAUUGUUUAGAAAAAUUUGUUUCAAUUAUUGAAUAUUUAAUAUCUAAUGUUGAAAAUGCUGAUUUACUUAUAAAAGAAUAUUUAUUUCAAUCAAUUGUUCAAACUAUUGGACAUGGAAAUAAUCGAAUUCGGAAAGCAAGUCAAUCUGCAUUAAUUCGUUUAUUUGAAUUAGAACAAAUUAAAAAUGAUGAUAUUGAACAAGAAAUUAUUCCAGCAUUAUGUCAAUUAGAUUCGGCAUGUGAUGAUUUUAAAAAUGAAUCAAUAGUUUUAAUGACACGUUUAACCCAAUAUGUAUCAAAUGAUUUAAUAUUAAAAUAUUUUGUUCCAACUAUAGUACAACAAUCUUCUUCAAUUGCAUUUCAAACAAGAAAGACAUGUGCAACAUCUAUUGGUGAUUUAGCAACAGUUAUUCCAUUAUCAGCAGUCGAUCAAUAUCUUGUCCCUUGUCUAUCAAAUUUAUGUAGUGAUCCAUUUUGGGGUGUACGUAAAAGUUGUGCUGAAGUAAUUCAUCCACUUGCUCAAGUUUGUUCAAAAGAAUCCCGUUGGAAUAUUUUAUCACCAUGUUUAAUUCAACUUUUACAAGAUCAAUCACGUUGGGUUAAAACAGCAGCACUUCGUGUACUUGGUUAUUUUAUUUCAACAUUUGCUCAAUCAAACGAUCAAAAACAAGAUGAUGAUGAUGAUGGUGAAGAAUUAAAUUCAAAAAAAGAAAUCAAUGAACAAAUUGAUGAAUUAGAUUUGAAAAUUGAGAAAAAUCUUCAAAUUAAUGAAAAUGAAAAAUUUAAUGAUUUUAAUUAUUGGAGAGAACCUCUUUUAACAAAUAUUGAUUUUGAUCAAGAUAGUAAUUUUAAUUCCACUCAAUUUUUAUCAGCACGUAAACAAUCAUUACUUGAAAUAUCUCAAACAUAUCAUCCUGAUGAUGUUAAUAGUAUAUUACCAAUCGAAUUAUUAGAUUAUUAUACAAAUUUAGUUGAACAAUCUUAUUCAAGUGGUGUUGAAACAGAUAUUGUUCAUCAAGGUGCCCAUACAUUUCCUGCUGUUGCAUUAACAUUAACAAAUAAAAAUUGGCAUCUUAUUAAAGAUGUACAUAGAAAAUUUGCUGAAGAUUUACAAUGGAAAGUUCGUCGAACAUUAGCAUAUUCUUUACAUGCAUUAGCAGAAAUUUUAACUGUUGAACAAGUAGAAGAAGAUUUAUGUCCAGUUUUUGAUUCAUUUUUUCGUGAUGUUGAUGAAGUUAAAAUUGGAAUCCUCUCACAUUUAGCACAAUUUUUAAAAGUUCUUCAAUUAUCAACAAGAAAAAUUUAUUUAGAUAAAUUAAAUUCUUUAACUUGUGUUGAUAAUCAAAGAAAUUGGAGAUUUAGAUCAGAAAGUGCCAAUCAAUUAUAUGAAUUAACAUCAUUAUUUUCAUCGGUGGAUGUUGGUGAUUAUAUAAGUCCACUUGCAUUUACAAUGGCUCUUGAUAGAGUAUCUGAUGUUCGACAAACUGCUAUUAAAGCGUUAUCCGGUUGUUAUUCAAAAUUUAAUAGUGAAAAUGCUGAAAGUCCAACAGAAGUAUUUCUUGAUGAUUGUCAUCGUUUAUUUGGUUCAUCAUUAGAUUGGAAAUUACGUCAAUCAUAUGUAAAUCUAUGUGAAUCAAUAUAUAAAUUACAUGCAGAUACAUCUGAUCAAUAUGCAUUAAGAUUUCUUGGAACACUUUUAUCAUUAAAAGAAGAUCCGGUUGUUAAUGUUCGUCUUUCUCUUGGAACAUUUGUUUAUCAAAAUUUAAUUAAUAAUGAUUUUUAUAAAGAUUUAUCAGAUGAUUGGAGAAGUCAAAUAGAUGAAUGUCUUCAAAUGUUAUUAGUUGAUCGUGAUCGUGAUGUUCGUGCAUCUGUUGGAGGAAUUUAUGAAGCACGUGGAACUUCUCUAACAUCCGAACAUUUUAAUGAUGAUUCAGAUAGUUCAAUACAAAAUAAUACAAUUACACUCGGUGAUGAACAAUUAAAUCAAUCUUAA